Molecule: messenger RNA, 1706 nt
Organism: Dermatophagoides farinae (American house dust mite)
Lineage: Eukaryota; Metazoa; Arthropoda; Arachnida; Sarcoptiformes; Pyroglyphidae
Gene: Npl4
Product: nuclear protein localization 4
Biological process (GO): ubiquitin-dependent protein catabolic process
Cellular component (GO): nucleus
Molecular function (GO): ubiquitin binding; ubiquitin protein ligase binding
Source: RefSeq, a predicted model, not a curated record
AUUUUUUUUCUGACCUGUUCAUUUCAUUUCUGUAAAAUUAAAUUCAAAUUUUCAAUGGCCAGCACUAACAAUUCGGCUAUGUGGAGCAAAUUAUUCAAUUUGCCAACUUCUGGCGAGAUCGAAAUGGUAGAUUCGAUCCUAAUGAAACAUGAUGGUCUGAUCGUACGGAAAAUGGACCCAAAUCUAUGUCAUCAUGGUCCAAAAGCUCAAUGUGUCCAUUGUGCACCGAUUGAACCGUACGAUGAAUCAUAUAUGAAAAAGCAAAACAUCAAACAUAUGUCGUUUCAUUCCUAUUUACGUAAACUGAAACGUGGAGCCGAUAAGGGAAAAUUUAUCUGUCUCGAAGAUAUCAGCUGUAAGAUAAAACCCGAUUGUAAAGGCCAUCCUUCCUGGCCUAGAGGAAUAUGUACUAAAUGUCAGCCCAGUGCAAUUACGUUGAAUAGUCAGACAUAUCGUCAUGUGGAUAAUGUGACGUUUGAGAAUACCUCGAUCGUGGAGAAUUUUCUCGAUUAUUGGCGUACGACCGGUAAUCAACGUAUAGGUUUCCUGUACGGUUAUUAUGAACCACACAAGGAUGUGCCACUUGGUAUCAAAGCUGUUGUGGUGGCCAUAUACGAACCACCACAGGAAAGUACACGCGAUCUGAUUAAAAUACACAUGGAAAGAUUGGACUUCACUGAUGUUGAUAUGAUGGCCAUGCAAUUGGGCUACAAGCGAAUUGGUUGGAUAUUCACUGACCUCAUACCACAGGAGAAGGGUACCGUCAAAUACAUCCGUUGUUCAGAUUCUUAUUUUCUUACAGCUCAAGAAUGCAUUAUGGCAGGAUUCUUUCAAAAUUGUCAUCCGAAUCCAUGUUCAUUGUCGAAAAGUGGUUAUUUUGGCUCGAAAUUUGUUACCGUUUGUUUGACUGGUGAUCGCAACAACCAAGUUCACAUCGAAGCCUAUCAGGUAACUAAUCAGUGUAUGGCUUUAGUUCGUGAUGAUUGCCUUUUGCCGACCAAUGUACCAAUGCUGGCAUAUGUUCGCGAAUCAAACAAAGAGCGCUACGUGCCUGAUGUCUUCUACAAAGUCAACGAUCAAUAUGGCAAUGAAGUUACCAAGAUUGCUCGACCUUUUCCAAUCGAAUAUUUACUGGUUGAUGUUCCCGUAUCAGCACCGAUAGAGCAGACAUAUACGUUCAAUCCAAUUCCUGGACUUCGGCCUUUCCCCAUCGAAAACCGAAUGAUUGAAGGCCAUCUGCAGGAUUUUCAGGCGCUACUUCAAUACAUGCGACAGUUCCGUUCGGAAGAUCAAUUCUUUCAAGCCAUGUCCGAUUUUCAUUUACUCAUCUACCUUGCAUCAAUGGAAACGGUCCCAUUACGUGAUGCAUUGGCCGAUUUACUAAAAGCACUCAAAUCCAAAGAUGCUUCUAAAGCAAUCGAAUGGUCAAAACGAGAAAAUUGGUCCACUGUCGAACAAUUGUUCAAAGCUCAUUCGGAUGAUUAUGGUAAACAGUCUACAACACAAUCAACAAAUGUUCAACAACAUCAGCAACAAUCGUCGUCGACAGCGGCAGCCAGUACAAGUACUGGCCAGAAAUGGUCAUGUACGUAUUGUACAUUUGAAAAUGAAUUACAAAAAAGUUCUUGUGAAAUGUGUAAUUUACCAAAAGGAAACGAUUUAUGAGAUAUAUUCACCAUAAUAAAAUAAAAUAUAUAACAUUUGAA